This is a messenger RNA of Alternaria arborescens, 2811 nucleotides long. RefSeq lists its product as hypothetical. The transcript has 5 exons. Gene Ontology annotation, molecular function: glutamine synthetase activity; hydrolase activity. The coding region runs from base 1 to 2811 and encodes 936 amino acids. The record is from RefSeq and is a predicted model, not a curated record. Lineage: Eukaryota; Fungi; Ascomycota; Dothideomycetes; Pleosporales; Pleosporaceae.
AUGGAUCAGCCUAGCUCCCCUGCUAGGCCUACUAUCGAACAAUUACGACAUGUUGUCAACAACUAUCCCCUCAUCGAUAACCACGCACACAACCUCAUUCUGCCUCACCAAGCAGAUACGAUACCUUUUGAGACCAUAACUACGGAAGCCCAAGGAAGAGCUCUAAGAGACACUUUCAAAUCCCUUCCUCAUUUGCGAGCAGCUAGACAGCUAGGCCAACUUUACGAAUGCGGCCAAGACGCAGAUUGGGAGGACAUUCUGGAACAGAGGGUUGAAUGGGUUCGAAGCAAUUCCGAGCGUCUACAUCAACGAUGCUUCGAGAACGUACACGCGUUACUCAUCGAUGACGGACUUGCCGGACCAGAAAAAGUCUUUCCCUACAAUUAUCAUGAUCGUUAUACCAAGGCACCCAGUAAACGCAUUGUACGUAUUGAGACAGUCGCUGAGCGCUUGAUGGAGAACCUUGUUCAGGACGCAUCAGAAGACGACCUGGGGAAGACCAAGUUUCUACCACAGACCUGGACAAACUUCACUGAGGACUUCGAGCGCGAAAUUCAAGAGGCUGUUGAGGACGACAACGUCGCUGGGUUCAAAUCUGUCAUUUGUUACCGAACAGGGCUCGACAUUGAGCCAGAAUAUGAGGAAGCUGCAAAAACCGUUGGGCACCCUUUCGAACGCUACGUUAAGAGCUGCAUUCGCAAACGCAAUUACCGUAUUGAGAAGAAGCACCUGAAUGACUAUCUCGUUUUGCGUACCCUGGAGAUAUUGUCGGAGCGACUACCUCAUUCUGAUUCCCUUGCGAAGCCAUUUCAGCUACAUACUGGUCUUGGAGAUAAUGACAUUAGCCUUCUUGAGUCCAACCCUGCUUUCCUCCAGCCAUUGAUUGAAAACUACCCACAAGUACCAUUUGUACUUCUCCAUUCUGCCUAUCCGUAUACGCGCGAAGCCGGCUACCUCGCAACUGUAUAUCGACACGUGUACCUUGAUAUUGGCGAAGUCUUCCCAAUGGUCAGUAGGGAUGGCCAGAAAGCGAUUCUACGACAAUCCAUGGAACUUGUCCCGGCCAGUAAACUCUUGUAUUCUUCGGAUGGGCACUGGUUUCCAGAGACCUAUUGGCUUGCCAAUAAACAGUUCCGCGAAGUCUGGCUCGAUCUACUCGUAGAGUACAUCCAGAAAGGCGACCUAACACCGCAUCAAGCGAUUGGCAUGACGAAAGACAUCAUGUUCAACAAUUCCAAUGUGCUAUACGACUUACGCUACGAGGCUUUCUUCGAUGAAACAGUACAGGCAGAUCCAAAGCAGCUCACAUACAACCCGAAGCCAGUCGAAGCUUCGCCUUAUCAGUCUCCAGCAGUAACACCGAUACCCACCAUGGGCUUUCCCAACCGGUCCUCAGCUUCCAAUGCGCAAGCUACUCGAUCAGUCUCUCCGUACACACAGCCAGCUUUCCCUCCACCACCAAAGGCACCGCAAGUCUACGAUAUCCAGCUGUUUGACGAUUUCAAGGAGAAGAAUCCCACAGUGAAGUUCAUUUACGUACAAUGGCUUGAUUACAUGGCCACAAUCCGUAGCCGCAUAGUUCCCAUCAAGGAGUUUACUCGCAUGAUAACCGAAGGGGAACGUAUCGGUAUAUCCCAGGGAAACAUGGGCACCCUUCAAAAUGACCACAUAACGCCCGUCACAAAUACGACGGGCCAGAUAUACGUCGAGCCGGACUUACGUUCUCUCCGCAGAACGCACAACAAAGAUCCGCUGCCCGCUGCAACAGUACUCAGUUACUGGCGCACGGAAAAUGGUUCUGCGCUUCCAGAAGACCCGCGGAACAACCUUGAGACGCUUAUCAAUGACCUCCAGUACAACUACGCCACAACACUUCUUACCGGGUUUGAAAUUGAAGUCACGUUUCUUUCCCGAAACCCCCCUUCGGCAUCAACCAACCCUUUCGAAGCUGAGCCCUAUUCACCCCUGACAAAAACCCACGCAUGGGGCACACUAACGCCAGAACAGUGGCUUCAGCUUCCCUUCCUUAGCGAAAUCGUUCUGGCACUUGAGGACAUGGGUAUUGAGGUCCAGCAAUUCCAUGCCGAAUCAGGACCGGGACAGUAUGAAUUCGUACUUCCGCCCCAUCCUCCUCUCCUUGCAAUUGACACGCUUCUCCAGGCCAGACAGGUCAUCGCUCAGAUAGCUAGUCUGCAUGGGCUACGUGCGACGCUUCAUCCCAAGCCCUUUGAAGGCAUUGGUACGGCGGCUCAUGCGCACAUCAGCUUGCACCCACCAGAGCGUGAUAUGCAGUUCUUCGUUGGAGGUGUCUUGAAGCACUUGCCUGCCAUCUGUGCGUUUAGCAUGCCCGAGGAAAUCAGUUACGAACGCGUAACGGAAAACUCUUGGACAGGCGGAACAUGGGUAGCAUGGGGGACCCAAAACCGUGAAACGCCACUCCGACGCAUAUCUCCAGGUCAUUGGGAGCUUCGCUGUCUUGACGGAUUUGCAAACAUGUACUUUGCUCUUUCUGCUGUUCUCGCCGCUGGUCUACUCGGUCUCGCUGCGAACGAACCUUCUUUCCCGGAACAAGACAUCCAAGUUAACCCUUCGACCAUGGACGAGCAGAUGCGGGCGGAGUUUGGUGUUAUGAGAAGGUUGCCAAGAAGCAUGCAAGAAGCUGUCACAUCGCUGAGAGCGGAUAUGCCACUUAACGAGGCUUUGGAUCCCGCAUUUUUGAAGGCAUAUCUAUAUAUGAAGGGCGAGGAAGCAAAGAUGUUGGGGGAUAUGGGCGAUGGCGAGCGGAGAGUGUUUCUGGUGGAAAGGUAUUGA